Messenger RNA from Plasmodium reichenowi, 504 nucleotides. RefSeq lists its product as hypothetical. Gene Ontology annotation, biological process: exon-exon junction complex disassembly. The coding region runs from base 1 to 504 and encodes 167 amino acids. Gene Ontology annotation, cellular component: exon-exon junction complex; cytoplasm. Gene Ontology annotation, molecular function: RNA binding. The transcript is spliced from 2 exons. The record is from RefSeq and is a predicted model, not a curated record. Lineage: Eukaryota; Apicomplexa; Aconoidasida; Haemosporida; Plasmodiidae.
AUGCAAAAGAAGCCAUCUACCGGAUUUAAGUUAGAAAAUACUUAUAGAGCAUUAUUUGACAAUGAUGAUAAUAAUGAAAAAAGUUAUAUUAGAGAAGUUGUAACUCCAUUGGGUGAUGUAUAUAUAAUAAAUGAGAAAACCCAAGAAAAGUUUAUUAAAGGGACACAAAGGAGUGAUGGGACAUUCAGGAAAAAUAUCCGUGUGAAAACAGAUUACAUGCCCCAAGAGGAAAAUUGUGCAUACCAAGUAAAAGGAAAACUUUUGGAAGAACAAAAUAGACUUUUAACAAAAAAUACAAGUCCAAAUAUUAAUAUAAAUGUAAAUACAAAUCAUAAUACAUUUUCACAUGUGAAUAUAAAUAGACAUGUAAAUUUAAAUAAUCAACAGAAGAAAAUACCUGGAUGGAAUCCUAUAAAUGACGACCAAGAUGAAAAGCUGAACAGCUCCAAAAAAAAGAAGAAAAAAAAAAAGAAAAAGCCAAAUAAAGAAAUAGCCGAAAUGUGA